CGCGCAAAACUCGACCCCAAGUUCGUGCCCCGACCUUCUAUCCGCCCAAGAUUCAGUACCGGUCCAUUAAAACCAGGCCUUUUCGUCAGAAUUCCAUGUGGGUCUUCCUCGUCCGCAAGAUCAAGAACCUCUUCGAGAGCCGCCAUUGACGACCUCCGCGUGGCAGCGACGGAGAUGGACAGUUUCUACGACCUUUUGGGCAUUUCGGAGAGCGGGACGAUGUCGGAGAUCAGGCAAGCUUACAAGCAACUGGUCCUGAAAUACCACCCUGACGUGUCGCCUCCUGACAGGGCCAAAGAGUAUACCAAGAGAUUCAUUCGGGUGCAGGAGGCCUACGAGACGUUGUCUGAUCCGACAAGCAGAGCUUCUUACGAUCGAGAUAUGGCCACUGGUGGUCGGAAACCAUUCUGUUAUAAGCAGGUACAACAUGGCACGGUGGAGUGGAAGCUUCGGUGGGAGUUUCAAAUCAAUGAGCUACAAAGGAGAAGCGCCGAAAAGAUCUCCGCCAUGAGAGCAUGUCCUGGGGGCUCGAAUUCGCAGGCGAAGAGAUAG
Messenger RNA from Eucalyptus grandis, 552 nucleotides. RefSeq names its product chaperone protein dnaJ 20, chloroplastic-like. The record is from RefSeq and is a predicted model, not a curated record. NCBI's taxonomy places the organism in Eukaryota, Viridiplantae, Streptophyta, Magnoliopsida, Myrtales, Myrtaceae. The coding region runs from base 175 to 552 and encodes 125 amino acids. Gene Ontology annotation, cellular component: chloroplast. The transcript has 2 exons.